Molecule: messenger RNA, 8690 nt
Organism: Oncorhynchus keta (chum salmon)
Lineage: Eukaryota; Metazoa; Chordata; Actinopteri; Salmoniformes; Salmonidae
Product: angiomotin-like
Biological process (GO): regulation of cell migration; actin cytoskeleton organization; hippo signaling
Cellular component (GO): plasma membrane; cytoplasmic vesicle; bicellular tight junction
Molecular function (GO): signaling receptor activity
Source: RefSeq, a predicted model, not a curated record
GGCUGGGCGGGCUAAUGGUAAACGGUGUAAAGGAGCAGUUACGCCAGCGCUCAGGUAUGAGGGUGUGACGAGAUCCUGGAGGGCCUACAGAUUCACCUGUCCUCCCGAUCGCAGCCCCACCUGCUGGAACGAGGGGGAGGGAGGGAAGGAGGAGGAGAGAGAGAGAGAGAGGUGUGCCGUGGUAGCUCUUGCAGAACGAAGAGUGGCUGGGGCUAAGCGACGUGGACCAGCGCCUCUAUGUGUUGGAGCAGCUGGAGGAACUGGUGACGCUACAGGACCAGGAGGAGACCCCCACCGGACCCCCUGGAGACACCCAUCUCGAAACCUGCCCCCCCCCCAACAGCGGCAGCACCAUGAGCAGCAGAGCCUAGUCAGAGCGGUGCCGGAGGAGUGCGGUGAGAGCAACCACACAGUUGGUUCUGAAGAGGGGGAGUCAGAAAGGAGAAGAUUUGGGGGAAGAGCGGCAGGAAAUAGCAGUCGAAGGAACAUCGAUCGCGGGCGCAGCUCAUCUUUCCAUGAGGUGCGUGGUCUUCGGGAAACUGAAAUGAGGCCGGUGGCCGACGAAACGUCCAGCAACGGCAGCAACAACACCGUCCUGCAGCGACUCCUACAGGAGCAGAUGCGCUAUGGUGAGGGACGCAACUACCAGCUGGCCAUGCAGCAACAGCAGCAACAUCAACAGCAGCAGCAGAGGCAGCAGCAGGAGGGUGGGGUGAGCGGGGGCUACCCAGGCCAUGGAGGGCCCAACGAUGAACGGCACGACUCUAUGGUGCCCCACAUCGCCCGGCAGGAGCCUCAGGGACAGGAGCUGCAGGCAGACAGUGGCGUGGAGAAGCUGGGCUCCCGCGGCGGGGGUAGUAGUGGAGGAGGAGGAAUGAGUGGUGGUGGGGGAGGGAGCAGCCAGGGUCCCAACUCCGAGGACUUACCCACCUACGAGGAGGCCAAGGUGCAGUCGCAGUAUUUCCGGGGCCACCCGCACCACCAGCAACAUCAACAACACCAACAUCAACAACAACAACAGUUGCCUCCGUCAGUGGGCGCUGCGUUUUACGUGACAGCUGCAACCAACAACGGCAAGGUGCGUACGGAGGGGCGUCCAACGGUGCAGCGGCUGAGCACCGGGAAAGUGCAUCAGGACGACGGACUCAAGGACCUGAAGCAGGGUCACGUACGUUCCCUCUCCGAGCGCCUCAUGCAGCUCUCGUUGGCCACCAGCGGGGUGAAGGCCCACGCCCCCAUCACCAGUGCCCCCCUUUCCCCCCAGCUUCCCCCUCCAGGUCCCCCGGGGGAUUACUACAAGCCCUCAGCACAGCAUCGGGGCCCCCCACCUGACUACCCCUUCAAGAACACGGGCUCCCCUUCCAAACAGCAGCCGCAGCAUCAGGAGCAAGGAGGGCACUAUUACCAGGAGCAUCGGCCCAGGGACCAGGGCAGGAACGAGGUGCCACACGUCCGCUACCAGCCUCCACCAGAGUACGGCUCCUUCAGAUCCAAUAAGGAGAGCUCGGUCCACUCCCAGAGAUCUGUCCAUCACCACAGCCCCACCUCCUCUGUCACCUCUGUGGGCUCUCUGUCCCGAGCCCAGUCCUCCACCCUCAAUAGUCUGCACAGUGCCUCUCACCCAUCCCACACACCCCCCCACCCCCAAGGGGAUCCCUACGCCUCCAUGGGCCCCCGAAGCCCCCAGGGCCCUGGAUCACACCAGGGAGACCUGUACUGCCCUGGGGCCAUUCACCCUCCACUUCAGAGGGGCCACGGCUUCCCACACGACCCAUACGGCUCCACCUCCAGGAUGCACCACCACCAGCAGCAGCACCACCAAUUUCAACAACAGCAGCAGCAACAACAACAGCAGCAGCAGCAACAACAACAGCAGCAGCAACAACAACAACUCCAGCACCAACAGUACCACUCCCAGUCAUCCCAGGGCCACCCUCCCCAGCACUACCCUCACCCCCAGGGAGACCCCUUUACCAUGUUGGCACGCGCCCAGCAGAUGGUGGACAUGCUGUCAGAAGAGAACAGGCUGCUCAAGCAGGAGAUGGUGGUGUGCUCUGAUAAGGUCAACAAGCUGCAGAAGUUGGAGACAGAGAUCACGUUGGUUUCGGAGGCCUACGAAAACCUGGCCAAGUCAUCCACUAAAAGGGAGGCUCUGGAGAAAACCAUGAGGAACAAGCUGGAGCUGGAGGUGCGCAGGCUGCACGACUUCAACAGGGACCUCAGAGAGCGCAUGGAAACUGCCAACAAACAGCUAGCUGCUAAGGAGUGUGAGGGAUCGGAAGACAACCGUAAGACCAUCUCUCAGCUACUCACCCAGAACAAAGAGACGGUGCGUGAGAAGGAGAAGCUGGAGAUAGAGCUGAACGCCCUGCGCUCCACCACGGACGACCAGAGACGACACAUUGAGAUUAGAGACCAGGCUCUCAACAAUGCCCAGGCCAAAGUAGUCAAACUAGAGGAGGAGCUGAAGAAGAAGCAGGUGUAUGUGGAGAAGGUGGAGCGCAUGCAGCAGGCCCUGGCCCAGCUCCAGGCUGCCUGUGAGAAGAGAGAGCAGCUGGAGCACCGCUUACGCACGCGGCUGGAGAGGGAGUUGGAGUCACUGCGCAUGCAGCAGAGACAAGGUGGCUCCCAGAGCAGCAGCAGUGGUCAGGAGUACAGUGCCACGGCCCUGAUGGAGCACCUGAGGGAGAAAGAGGAGAGAAUCCUGGCUCUGGAGGCAGACAUGACCAAAUGGGAGCAGAAAUACCUGGAGGAGAGCGUUAUGAGGCAGUUUGCCCUGGACGCCGCCGCCUCUGUCGCCACCCAGAGGGACACAUUGUCGUCGGUGAUAAGCCACUCCCCCAGCAGCAGCUAUGAGCAGCAGCUGUCAGUGGAGGCUCGUAUCCAGAAGGAGGAGGAGGAAAUCCUCAUGGCCAACCGCCGCUGUCUAGACAUGGAAAGCAGGAUCAAGAACCUGCACGCCCAGAUCAUAGAGAAGGAUGCCAUGAUUAAGGUGCUCCAUCAGCGUUCCAGGAAGGAUCCCAACAAGGACCGGGACGCCCAGUCCAUCAUGCGUCCCUCCAAGUCCCUGAUGUCCAUCGCCAACACGGGGGGCUCGGGCCUGCUCUCCCACAGCCUUGGCCUCAGCAGCUCACCCAUCACAGAGGAGCGCAAGGACAGCAGCUGGAAGGGCAGCCUGGGAAUUCUGUUGGGUCCAGAGUACCGUACUGACUCUCUGAAGACAGAGUCCAUCUCGUCAUCUCCCUCUCCGGUCCUGCCCCUGACAGGGGGUCACUCUAAGACAGGCAGCAGGGACAGCUGCACUCAGACAGACAAGGGCCAGAGCCAGGGUCAGGAGGCUAGCAGCAAGCCCAGCACCCCAGCCAUGCAAAGCAUGACCCUGCCAAGCCGACUCUCUAGCCCCAGCCCUGUUUACAUACCAGACCGCAUCGCAGAUGUGCCUGUGUUCCAUAGCAGUACCCUGGAAAGGCGCGCCCCUGUGCAGUCCCACCCCCAGCCCCCAUCAGCCUCCCAACAGGAGUUGGACAACGACAUGGUGGAGGUCCUCAUCUGAAACUCAACCCCUGACCUCUGAACCGUGGCCUCUAUAGGUCACAGGACAGGACAGGAUGGGAGGACAAGUGUGUUUGUGCACUAUCGACACACUCACUCACACACAAACACCUUCAUACACACACUUUCAAAAUAGGUGAAGGAUUACUUUUUUUUUCAUUAAAAAAAAUAUAUGUUUGGUGUUUAAAUAGAUGUCUGGUGUUUAACUAGGGUGUGUUAAAAUGCACUAUUUUUCUAGAUGUGUUUUUAAUGAACAAUACCGUGUUUUAAUUAAUACCACGUACAGUUUGAGUCAGGAGGUUUUAGUGUCAUCAGAAUGAUCAAUUAACUCUCUUGUACAGUGUUGCUGGAGGCUAUUGGUUAACUAGCCCCCUUGGACCAAAUUUCUUGGCUACCAUUCAUUGCAUUUAUUGCACUACUUAUUUUUCUGAGUGUGUUUCAAAACGUUGUUUUUUAACAUUUAGUCUGACUUAGGUAUUCUUAUUUAUGUGUGGUAGUACAUUAUUCACCAAUGUUAGAUGUGGCACUUGGGUAAUCAAAGAUAUAUUGUAAACUACAAAACAUUAUUUUAACCUGUAAAUACUGUAUUUAGAUACUGUGUGUAUGGCAUGUGUAUCAUUUAACUGAACCGAAUGGAAUAGGUUUUUAGAAGCCAUUCGGUUACAUGGCACAGCCAGCCAAGGACCACAAUGCACUGUUUAAAGUAUUGGGGGCCCAGCCUCACAUGUCACAGUGGAGAACAAGGGGGAGCGAGAAUCACACCUUUCUACUGUGGUCCAAUGUGCUGCAUGUGUGACCCCACUGGAUGGGGUCUGUCUCUUUGAAGUACAGUAGAAGAGGUUUGGUGUUCACCAAUGUGCCUAUGCUUCAGUUAUAAGGUUCUCCACCAUACCUGUUAAGUGUAAUUCAUUCCAGUCUGGCUGGGUUUGGUUAGAUUCUUCCGCCCAAACUUGCUUCAAAUUAUUUUAGGCCUAAAAUAGUCCGUUGGGAUUUUAACUUCUAGUUUAUGCAACGAACAGACAUUCUGGUAAUUACCUGUCCUUCUAAUUUACAAGCUUGAUUGGCAUUGUUUAUAUACAAUGCAUUUGAAAGUAUUCAGACCCCUUGACUUGAAAAAAAAGUACAUUACAGCCUUAUUCUAAAAUGGAUUAAAUAGUUUUUUUCCCCUCACCAAUUUACACAAUACUGCAUAAUGAAAAAAAAACAACUGUAAAUACAGUUUUUUCGAGAUUUUCGCAAAAAAAUCAAUUAUGUUACAUUUACAUAAGUAUUCAGACCAUUUACUCAGUACUUAGUUGAAUCACUUUGGCAGCGAUUACAGCCACGAGUUGUCUUGGGUAUGCGCUACAAGCUUGGCACACCUAUAUUUGAGGAGUUUCUCCCAUUCUUCUCUGCAGAUCCUUUCAAGCUCUGUCAGAUUGGAUGGGGAGCGUCGCUGCACAGCUAUUUUCAGGUCUCUCUGAUCGGGUUCAAGUCUGGGCUCUGGCUGGGCCACUCAAGGACAUUCAGAGACUUGUCCCGAAGCCACUCCUGCAUUGUCUUGGCUGUGUGCUUAGGGUCAUUGUUCUGUUGAAAGGUAAACCUUCGCCCCGGUCUUAGGUCCUGAGAGCUCUGGAGCAGGUUUUCAUUAAGGAUCUCUCUGUACUUUGAGCCGUUCAUCUUUCCCUGGAUUCUGACUAAUCUCACAGUCCCUGCCGCUGAAAAACUUCCCCACAGCAUGAUGCUGCCACCACCAUGCUUCACCAUAGGGAUGGUGCUAGGUUUCCUCCAGACGUGACGCUUGGCAUUCAGGCCAAAGAGUUCAAUCUUGGUUUCAUCAGACCAGAGAAUCUUGUUUCUCAUAGUCUAAGAGUCCUUUAGGUGCCUUUUGGCAAACUUCAAGCAGGCUGUCAUGUGCCUUUUACUGAAGAGUGGCUUCCGUCUGGCCACUCUACCGUAAAGGUCUGAAUGGUAGUGCUGCAGAGAUGGUUGUCCUUUUGGAAGGUUCUCCCAUCUCCAUAGAGGAUCUCUAGAGCUCUGUCAGAGUGACCAUCGGUUUCUUGGUCCCCUCCCUGACCAAGUCCCUUGUCCCCGAUAGCUCAGUUUGGCCUGGCCAGCUCUAGGAAUAGUCUUGGUGGUUCCAAACUUCUUCCAUUUCAGAAUGAUGGAGGCCACUGUGUUCUUGGGGCCCUUCAAUGCUGCAUGAAUGUUUUGGUACCCUUCCCCAGAUCUGUUUCUCGACACAAUCCUGUCUCGGCGCUCUAACGACAAUUCCUUCGACCUUGUGGCUUGGUUUUUGCUCAGACAUGCACUGUCAACUGUGGGACCUUAUAUAGACAGGUGUGUGCCUUUCCAAAUCAUGUCCAAUCAAUCAAAUUUAUCCUAGGUGGACUCCAAUCAAGUUGUAGAAACAUCUGAAGGAUGAUCAAUGGAAACAGGAUGCAUCUGAGCUCAAUUUAAAGUCUCAUAGCAAAGGGUCUGAAUACUUAUUUAAAUAAGGUAUUUGUUUUUUAGGUUUAUUAGAUUUGCAAAAAUUGAUAAAACCUGUUUUUGCUUUGUCAUAAUGUAUGUGCAUAUUGAUGAGGAAAAAGUUUUAUUUAAUCAAUUUUAGAAUAAGGCAGUAACCUAACAAAAUGUUGAAAAGGGGAAGGGAUCUGACUACUUUCCGAAUGCACUGUAUAUGACAUUAUAUGGCUGUGUUUAAAAGCAGACCAAUUCUGAUCUUUUUCCAUUAAUUGGUCUUUUGACCAAUUGAAAUGGGCAAAAGAUCAGAAAUGGUCUGGCUGUGUGCAGCCUAUGUGGUGAUAAAAUAGUGUUAGCAGUUGAAAUCCAAGACAGUUUCAUAACUGCACGUCCCUUGCUUUUUACCAAAGGUAACAGAAUGAGUUUAUCUAUAGUUCGUUUUACAGACAACGAUCAUAUAAUAUAUCACGUCAGCAACUUUUUAACAGUGACUUUGAAAUAUUCACCCACAUCACAAUCUAGGUAGCAGUUGUGAACAUUUCCAAUCCAAAGCCAAAAAUAUGGGACCAAAUAAACACUCCACCAGCUGGUCACCUGGCUUGAACCCACUAUUGUAUGUAGUUUCAAAAGUUUACAAGGGGGGCAUUUUUAAAAAAGGAAAAAAAAAGGUCAACAAUGUGUCUCAACAAAUUGAACUUCCCCUGCUCAAACAAACUGUCCCCUCAUAUCUACAUUUCUUCAACCUGGCUGAUGCUAGUAGGCCAGUGUUUAAGAGAACUAUGUCAGUGUUGUAACUGAAUGAAAAGCACACAGUUUUUGAAAAUGUAACAUUUGCAGCACAGGUGGGCAUUUUCUCCCUGUCUAGUGUCAAGUUGGCUGUCCAGGAUAGACAAUGGACCCUGGGAGUGGGGACUGAGGUUGAAUGCUCUAUUAUGUUACACUUCAGCUGAGGCUCAGGCCAGACUACCGCAUUUGGGGCACCGACCUCCGGGCAUUUAUAACGCUAUUCUACACAUUUGUCAUGAGGCUAAUAAAAAAUGUUGCCGUUUUAAAGCUAAUUUCCUGCAAUUCUACACUUUUUGCCAUGGGGCAGAGAUUUUUUUUUUGCUGUUUUAUAGCUUAUCUCGUGCUUUUGUUCACAUUUUGACAUGAGUCUGGGAAGAUUUUGCUGUUUUAAAGCAAAUUUCCUGCCUCCCGGGUGGCACAGCGAUUAAGGGCGCUUUACUGCAGCGUCAGCUGUGCCACCAGAGACUCUGGGUUCGUGCCCAGGCUCUGUCGUAACCGGUCGCGACUGGGAGGUCUGUGGGGCGACGCACAAUUGGCCUAGCGUCGUCCGGGUUAGGGAGGGUUAGGCCGGUAGGGAUAUCCUUGUCUCAUCGCACACCAGCGAUUCCUGUGGCGGGCCGGGCGCAGUGCACGCUAACCAAGGUUGCCAGGUGCACGGUGUUUCCUCCGACACAUUGGUGCGGCUGGCUUCCGGGUUGGAUGCGCGCUGUGUUAAGAAGCAGUGCGGCUUGGUUGGGUUGUGUAUCGGAGGACGCAUGACUUUCAACCUUCAUCUCUCCCGAGCCCGUACAGGAGUUGUACUGAUGAGACAAGAUAGUAGCUACUAACAAUUGGGGAGAAAAGGGGGUAAACAUUUAAUUUAAAGCAAAUUUCCUGCUAUUCUACACAGAGGCACAGAGAAAACAUUGCAGAUUUCCUACAAUUCUACACAUUUUGCUAUCAUAUACUAUUUGGGGGCCCCAACCCCCCAAAUGCAUUUUUUGUUUUUUGGGGAAGUGGGUAUGCCCUGCGUGCCUGUUCGGUAAUCCAUCCCUGCUUAGGCUCAUUGGAUGGCUAUCAGUUGCACUUGCUGUUUUACCGUAUGUAAAUCAAAAAUGUUCAAUGGUUACAUUUUAAAAAGGACAAUGGAUUUUAAUAUUCAACAUAUUGGGAGAGCAUUAAAUGUUCUCUCGUGGUGUGACUGACAGUCAUAUGGACAUUUCAAAGUCCCCAUUAUCAGGGACUGUACCAGCCUGUACCUGAAGCUUCAGAAGAUGUUAUUUAUACUUAAAUUAAUUAAACUCUUAAAGCAAAGGUAUUCCACUUAAUCUGUUCUGAUGGCAACUAUUUGUUGUCCCACCCGAAGGCCAGUCCUUGAGUCUUGCUUCAAAUUCCAACCCUAAAUCAUAAGGCCCUCUGUGUUCUGAGCCAGGAGCCAAACAAUGUGCUGUAUCCAUGACUGUUAAACAACAGACAAUUUCACAACUUCUCUCAUGUUACAAGUGUUUAACAUUUACAAGUUUAAGUCACAAAGUGAGCAGUAAGUGCCUGCAGACCUGCCUUAUCAGUCUUGUGAUGGGAAUGAUUCUCAUCCAACUUUGUAUUAAUGUUUGUGAUCAAUCAAGUUGAAGAUGGUACUGGUAAACUCACCAACUAUCUUUAAAGAUGCAAUGUCUUCUAGUAUUUUGGUGCAUUUUCACAAAGUCAAUACAAUAGAAGCUGCUGUACAAUCGCCAUUCAUGUUGAAUUAAAUUAAUUCUAAUCAAGAUUGUUGUUUUUUUACAAAAAUCAUCUCAUGCCGUUUCUGUGUGGUUUCACUAUGAUGUUCUCCUGACAAUGUUCCAAAUAAUGACUUUCCAAAUGUUUCAGAAAGUGAGUUCUCUUGGUUUAGAAUUAAUUUAAUUUUUUAAAUAAAUAAAUAUACAAUGCGA